Messenger RNA from Castor canadensis (American beaver), 473 nucleotides. The record is from RefSeq and is a predicted model, not a curated record. Lineage: Eukaryota; Metazoa; Chordata; Mammalia; Rodentia; Castoridae.
AUGAUGCGCCGGUCCAUGGAACGCACGCAGCAGCUGGAACUAAAGAAGAAGUGUUCGUGGGGAGGAUCAAUGGCCUCAGGUCCUGGAGGACGUGAUGCAUGUGACAAACUUUCAACAUCAACCAUGAAUUUGCCAAAGCAGACAGAGCCCCCCAUGAGUAAACGCCUGUCUUCAUCUACCGUGGCAGUAUCCUGUUCCCCAGACCGAGCUCCUGCUAGCCCUCUUAAAUCUUCAUACAAGUCUUCUCCUACCCGAACCACUGAAAAGAAGAAGAUUACAUCUACAUCUGCAUCUGGUGUAGGAGAUGCUGGGAAGGGAGCCCUGACAGGAGCUGAGACCUGUCUGAUGGACAAGGUGAAGAGGGGGCAGCGAGCAACAGCUUCUCUUCCCACUGGGGCCCUUGGGUCCCCACUGAGAAGAUGUGAAUUUUCUGGAGGCAUUUCUAAAAGGUCGUCUUCUCCUGUGAUAUCCAA